Rhincodon typus (whale shark) is the source of this 2239-nucleotide messenger RNA. It is a transcript of the gene napgb, whose product is annotated as N-ethylmaleimide-sensitive factor attachment protein, gamma b. The coding region runs from base 256 to 1191 and encodes 311 amino acids. The transcript is spliced from 12 exons. Gene Ontology annotation, cellular component: vacuolar membrane; SNARE complex. The record is from RefSeq and is a predicted model, not a curated record. Gene Ontology annotation, molecular function: syntaxin binding; soluble NSF attachment protein activity. NCBI's taxonomy places the organism in Eukaryota, Metazoa, Chordata, Chondrichthyes, Orectolobiformes, Rhincodontidae. Gene Ontology annotation, biological process: intracellular protein transport.
GAUGCUGCUGCGUAACUGCAACGACGCUGUGUGAACGCGCCUGCGCGUUACAGCGAUGGCCGUCCUCGCACUUUGAGCGGCUCUGACUAGAGGCCACCGCUUGAGAGAAAAUCUGUGCUUCAGGCCGACGGAUUGGGUUUUUACUCCGGCUAUUUACCGAGGGAGCAAAAAAAAUCUGACCGUACGGAGUGAAGCAUUCGUGGUCCGUUUCGCUGUCCUUGACGAAAGUGUGAGGUUGUAGUGAGAGAGAGGCGGAUGGCUCAGAAAAUUAACGAGGCGUUGGAACAUAUAGCCGCAGCUGAGAAAUGUCUGAAAACAGGCUUUCUAAAAUGGAAACCUGAUUAUGACAGUGCAGCAUCUGAAUAUGCAAAAGCAGCUGUCGCAUUCAAAAAUGCGAAACAAUAUGACCAAGCAAAGGAUGCCUACCUAAGAGAAGCAGAGUCACAUCAGAACAAUAGAGCUUUCUUCCAUGCUGCUAAAGCAUACGAACAGGCUGGAAUGAUGCUGAAGGAAAUGCAAAAGUUACCAGAAGCAGUUCAGCUUAUUGAGAAAGCCAGCAUGAUGUUUGUAGAGAGUGGAACACCUGACACUGCUGCCAUGUCACUGGACCGUGCUGGAAAGCUGAUCGAAAAUGUAAACUUGGAAAAAGCCAUAGAUCUUUACCAACAGGCGGCUUCUGUGUUUGAGAAUGAAGAGCGUUUACGCCAAUCAGCUGAAUUGCUUGGAAAAGUUUCACGGCUGCUAGUUCGGGCUCGCAGGCUUGAUGAAGCUGCAGCAUCUCUUCAAAAGGAAAAGAACAUGUAUAAGGAAAUUGAGAAUUAUCCAACAUGCUUUAAGAAAACAAUUGCGCAAGUCUUAGUUCAUCUACAUAGGAAUGACUAUGUAGCUGCAGAUAAGUGUGUUCGGGAAAGUUACAGCAUCCCAGGAUUUAAUGGCAGUGAAGACUGCAUUGCUUUGGAGCAACUACUGGAGGGAUUUGAUCAACAAGACCAGGAUCAAGUUUCUGCUAUCUGUAAUUCGCCUCUCUUCAAAUACAUGGAUAAUGAUUAUGCCAAACUCUCUCUAAGUUUGAGAGUUCCUGGAGGAGGAACAAAAAAGAAGUCACCUGAGUCACAGCAAGAAGCUGGAGAACCCGUACAAAGUGCAACUGUUAACGAAGAGGACGAUGAGUACUCCUCUGGAUUGUGCUAGCUCUGGACAGAUCACUUGUAUUUUUUUCAGGUCAAUUGAAUUGUUUAGAAGUGAAGGUAAAAGCUCAAAACAAUCCAGACUCUUGACUUUAGCUGCCAACCUAUAACUGACGAGAUUCUGGUUUGCAUAGGAAUGGUCCAAGAAUCAGAUUGAUUAAAAAAUUAUAUUGUGAAGCAUUAGUCACAUGACAGCAUUUAGAUUUGGCUAAUUCUGCAUUAUGUAUAGAUGUUAGAUAAUCUUAGGUGUGCUUUUUUGCUUUGGAAAUGUAAUCUUAAAUGUGCAAUUGAAUUUGGUUUUAAAUCGGUAUAAAGAAAUCUUGCUGUAAAGACUUCUGCACAAAUGUCAUAUGAUCCUGAAUCAAUACAGUUUAUUUAUUAUACCAGCACAACAACAGAUUUGUUUAUGGCGGGUUAAGAAGUUGAGCAAUGAAAUAGAAAUUUGGAAAUAGUAUAAAAUGGGAGAAGUUUAAAAAUAUAUCCAGAAUUAAUUUACUGAAUAACAUUGAAAUACUGUUGCACACAGUUAACAAAAGCAUGCUGUAUGAUUAAGGCUGGAUAUUGCUACCGUCACAGUGUUCCUUUUCCAUUUAUUCCAUGAUGUGAGCAUAUAUGCUUAAAAGUUGUAAUAUUUGUACAUGUUCAAUAGGAUUCAGUAUUUAUGAUUUAUCGUGUGUAUAUACGUAAUUCAAGUGGUUAAAAAUAUGCACGUAUAGGCAAUGGUCAGUUAAUAUAUUCUGUGAGACUUGACUACAAACUUGCAAAAAGCUUUUUCUAAGUGCAUUUUCAACCUAAGUCAUUUUAAUUUAAACCAACACAAUGGAAGCAACUGAAGAUAUUGAUGCAAAUCACUUGAUAACUUAAAUAUCUUAAAAGGAACAAAAUAGUAAUUUCCUGUUCUUGUUGCCACUGAGAAAAUAAAUUCAGCAGGCCAACAAAUACUUGUUGAUGUUCUUUCUGUUUGGCAAUGGUAUCACAGUGUAAACAUGAUAAAGCUGCUUUGUUAUGUAUACAGGUUUUGAACUUUAUCCACAGUAAAGUAUUCUACUUAA